AUGUUUCAGAGUUUACAAAAUUUAUCACAAGGGUGGAUCUUGACUAUUCUCUCAUCAUCGCUAUGCGUUCUAGGGACCUUGAUCAUAUACUUUGACGAUUUAUACUACCUCAUAUGUCCCAAAUUUAUUACAUCGAGAUACAGAUUCAAAUUGAAAGAGAAUUACUCAUUUCUCAAUGGUUCAUUAGCACUAAGUUCAGGCUGUUUGAUUAUUACAGCGCUAUACAGGUUAUUACCGGAAGCUUCAAAGUAUUUGUCCAUGCUGAAUGAAGAGGCGAAUGCUGAGCACUUGUCUAAACGAUGGCAACAAAUCUACUUGAUGAGUGGUUACUUUGGUGGGAUUCUUAUCUGCGCAAGUUUCAAUUUUGCUUUACAUUUAUUGACUAGUGAAAGUGUGGUUCAUUGCAAUCACGGAAAUACCGUAAAAGAGGAGGAUCACGGUAUGCAAGAGGUUCACCACAACCAUUCCCACGGUCAUCUGCAUUCUCAUACAAGUUUUGAGCCUGACGUUCGUCCAAAAAAAUCAAACUCUAGUGGCAACGAGAAUGAAGUGCGAGAUUAUUUUGUUGAGCAGGAGCCUGUUGAAGUGGAAGUUCAAGAGACUGAAACAACUCCACUUAUACGCGCCACUUUGAAACCAAGAAAAUCUAUUAUUCAGCUUUUUAUAAAUGAUGAGGCAGCUGGGGAAUGUAAAGGGUACACAUCUGCAGAACUUUGCACUUAUCAUCAUCACGAACACGGAGCCGAUAAGUUGCAUUUUUGUGAGAUACCUCAAUUGGCAAAUCAUGAUGAGGAAGUGAACCAUGGAGAGGAUAACCAUGGAGAAAAUCGUCCUGAACCCACUCUGCAUCUGAAUCAACUGCAUCAUCUGCACGAAGUGGAUCAUCACCACCAUGUGAAUUCGCCGCUUUCACGUUUAUUCUUGAUUGGGGUUGAAACGACUUUGGCAAUUACGCUACACAAGCUACCAGAAGGGUUCAUCACUUAUGUGACAUCAGAGACGAAUCCUAAGUUGGGGUUCUCGAUAUUUAUUAGUUUGAUAUUGCACAACUACACAGAAGGUUUCUCAAUGUGUCUUCCUUUAUUUUAUGCAAUGUCUACUUCAAGAUAUGCAAAACUCAAAGCCGUUUCAAUUAGUGCAUUACUAGGCGGAAUUUCUCAACCAUUAGGAGCAUUAUUGGGAUACUUAUUUCUCAAGGUCAAUUCAAACAAGUAUGACGUACAUUCUUUACGAUUUAUAUUUGGAAUUACAAUGGCUGUAACCAGUGGAUUUUUGACUGUUGUUGCAUUGACGAUGUUUGGAAGUGCUGUAUCAUUUGGAGGUAACAUAAAUUUUGUCAUUUCAUGGUGUAUUGUUGGUAUAAUGUUGAUUGGGUUAUCAACUAUAUUCUCUAGUUAG
Lodderomyces orthopsilosis Co 90-125 is the source of this 1398-nucleotide messenger RNA. RefSeq names its product Zn(2+) transporter. Gene Ontology annotation, cellular component: membrane. Gene Ontology annotation, molecular function: zinc ion transmembrane transporter activity. Gene Ontology annotation, biological process: zinc ion transmembrane transport. The record is from RefSeq and is a predicted model, not a curated record. Lineage: Eukaryota; Fungi; Ascomycota; Pichiomycetes; Serinales; Debaryomycetaceae. Bases 1 to 1398 code for a protein of 465 amino acids. The transcript has a single exon.